UUUGCGCAGGCGCUUCAAACGGUGCCGGGCUUGUAGUGCACCCAUCGUACUUCCGCGGGUAUUUUCAUUACCGUCGCAGCGAUCUUUAGGAGGACGUCAAAGAACAGGGAAAACGCGAAAUCCGAAUUCGGCCUCGCCGACGGGCCGCCGGAGCGACAUGUUCUUCAGCUUGACGGCGCUUACGGACCCCGCGCUAAAGCGCCUGUACAAGUUUGUGCUCAAGCGGGUGCUUGGUCGGUUCCUGCAGCAUGAUCUCGACAUGAGUCAGCUCCAAGUACACCUGCGGCAAGGCACACUCCACCUUGUCGAGCUCGAACUGAACGCGACUGCAAUCAACGACCUUCUUAGGACGUCUGGAUUGCCGUUCCAGAUGAAGCGCGGGUUUGUUGGUUCGGUCAAGGUAACGGUAAGCUACACGAAUAUGCUGAACGAGAGCUGUCUCAUCGACAUCGACGACAUCGACAUGGUGCUCGAACCAGUGUCUGCGAGUCGCCCACAUCCGACGCCAACACCACCAACCACCCCCACAUCUACACCCCCAACGUCUACGAUGCAACAAAUCAACGAAGGAGGCAAUUACGACUACGACACAGACACCGUUGCGCAGGAAGGGCUCGACUUUGUCGCGACAUGGAUCGAGCGGGUAACGUCCAAGGUGAAAGUCACCGUGACAAAUCUAUGCAUCACGCUCGAAGACAGUGCGACAUGCCCAGUGGCGUUAAUGCUUCACGUACCAUGGAUGCAGCUCGUGGACGAGACGCCGCAGGAAGCGUAUCCGUCCGCGUCGAUCCUCAAGGGCGUUCAGUGGAAAGGCAUGAGGGUCGAGAUAGUGCAUCUUCAUCGCGAUUCGAUCGAAGAGACCGCUGCGCCGUUCUCGGUCGUCCCGAUCCUCGUUUGUGAUCCCGUGCGACCCAGUUACGUCCAGAUCAAAAUGUAUCCCUCGACGUUGUUGGAGGUCGACCUGUUCGUGCCGCACAUUGAAAUGCUCAUCCAGCCCAAGCACCUGGGGCAUUUGGCCCAACUUGCCGCGCUCUUGUCAACGCCGCCUGCGUCCAGCGAUACCCACACUCCGUCCUCGACGCCUUCUUCGAAUUUGUACAUGUCGAUCUGUGAUCCUCAGCAAGCCGCAACAUGGCUCGCUCCCGACGGAUCGGACGAGUCCAAUACAACGGCAUCGUCCAACACGCCCGACAACGGAUUCCCCACACUGUCGCUGGCAGAAUUCAAGCGCAUCGAGCGGCUCUUGCAGCAGUACCAAGAAAAGGCUCAACGACCGUUGUCGGGAUCGGCGCCGUCGGUGCUACGCCGCCAAAGCUCGUCGGAAGGCGGCGACAGCGUCGUUGGCUUGUCCGACUUGGAGGAUGAAGAAGAUUUGUUUCACGAUUGCAAUACGUCCAAUUCGAUGCUCGGGUCUGUUCAUCACGGUUCCAUGGGCCAGUCCAUGUACAUGAGUGCGCGACAGCCGGAAGACUCGAUGGUCCAGCGGAUCAAGAUGACGGUGCUCAGCCUCGACAUGACGAUGGUGUACGAAGAUGUGCUGGAUGACCCAGACGAGACCGAUCACCGGAACGAAGCAGGCACGCUUCCCGAUGCUUCUCGGAUGGAGCGGCUCGUCUGGCAUGUCCAAGAGAUGCUGGUGCAGGCUAUCUUGCACCCACCGCAGCCCAAGAACGUCCACAUGUCGUUUCAUCAUGUCACGUGCGAAGAGCGGUUGAUCCCGCGGCUGUCGAUGUCGGACGGCGACGCGGACGAUGGCUCGCCGCCCGCGAUGCUCGCGAUCCCGUGGCUGCGCUUUCUCGGUGACGAGAAGGACGUUAUGGUGCACAUGCACUUGGACGCCGAGUCGACGCGCUCGACGUGUGUCGUCCACGCCCAGCCGCUCCAGGUGGAGGUCGACAUGUUUAUGCUGAAUCGACUGCAAGCGUUUUUGAACGCCGUGCCGCCGCCGACAUGUCCGACGGACGUGACACGUGGCGCGCCGAUUCAAGUGGAAGUGCAUCUUCCGUUCGUCCACAUCCACUUGCGCUUUCCCUUGAUCCCAUCCGAUCGAAUCCGCUUUGGACCGAGCAGCCGCCGCGGCCUCGCGGAAGACACCCUCCAGCUGCAUUUUCAUCAUGUGAAACUUGGCAAACACGCCAUGACGUGGGACCAACUCCACAUAGACCUACACUACCCGCCGGCCUUUAAUCCGCGCGACCGAGGCCCUCCCUGCGUCGCGUCCAUCUGCUCGUCGACAGUGCAUGCGCAGUGCAGCUGGAGUGUACACACACCCACAUUGGAUAAGCUCCAGGCGGCGGCAUCUGUCCGCGCAAAUAUGAAGGAAACGUUCGGUUCGGAUGCUGAACAGGGCGAAGUCAGCAUUGGUGGCGGGGUGGAUGCAUGGCGCCAGACAGACCUGCUUGAACAAGCAUGCGUCGCGGCGUCGGCGACGGUCGUAAAGGUCCACAUCCCCGACGCCACCGUCGUCAUCGACAAAACCGUGUACGACCGUCUCAUGGUACUCACGGACGCACUCGUUUCCAUCAACCCAGUGGACAUUACUGGCUUGACCAAAGUGACGACGCUCCAGCCGUGCGGGAUGAGUCUCGAAAUCGUCUGCGAUGGCUUUCACGUCCGGCUGAAACACGAAAACCUCCCGGAGUACCGCCUCGAACUCGAACACGUCCGCAUCUUUUCGUUGGUGUCGUGGCUCGGGUCGUUGACGUCGCGGCUGCAUGUGGUCGCGCAGGAGCUGACCUUGUUUGAAGAAAACACGCCCGUGCUGUACAAAAUUGCAUGGGGACGACCGCAUGAAGGCCCGCUGCUGCUGUUUUUGCAGGAAACGACCGAGUUGGCCGAAGACAUGCGCGACAUUAGCCUGCACCUGCACUUUUCCCAUCUCACGUGGAGGUACGACAUGGCGUCCAACUGGCUCGGUGACUGCCUCCACGUGCUCCUGACGACGUACCCCCCGGCGAUUGUUCCGUUGGACACCCCGCACGGCGCGGACGAUUCGAUCGACAUGACGCAGGCGCCGAUUCCCCUCGCGAUGCCGACCAAAACCGUCUUUACAAAACUCGUCGUCCAGUGCUACGAAUCUGUGUUGGACUAUGCGCCACCUGGGAUUUCUGCGCGGGCUCUGUUGGUGCUGGGCAAGCUGUGUCUGAGCUCGAACCUGGUCACGGACGCUGCCGUCCAAGGGUACAAAGUGAGUGUGGCCGAGCUCGGCCUGUUUGUCCAUCCCAUGCGCGUCACUCCGGACGUGUACGUGCUGGAAAAUCGGUGGCUGGACAAGUCGGCGUCGCGGGGCGCGUUGUCGAUGCGGGAAACGAUUGAAAACCUCGGGUUUCUUGAAGUAUCAACAUUGGACUUUGCCGACGUGUUUGUCCGCGUGAGCGAAGACGACCAGAUGAACUUGGAGUUGUGUCUUGGGACGAUCAAGCUCAAGGUGUGCUUUGACUCGUUUGAAACGAUGCGGUUGGUGUGCAUCACGUGGUGGGACGAGUUUGCCAAGAAUUCACCCCCGCCAAAAGCAUCGACCGCGGCGCCAGUCAUGUUGGUUGCCGCCGUCGACGUUGCGGACACUGAGACGGCCCCGACCACGUCGUUGAAUGUGCUGGAUCAAAUUGACUUUAACAUGUUUCAACCAAAAACGAACGCCCCGUCCGUCGCGAUGCGCGACACGGAAGCGCGCCUUUUGAAAACGCAAGUCCAUGAAGCGAUGAAGCCGCCCGUCCAACGGCGCCUUCCGUCGACGCCCCUCGUGAUAGAAGACUUUUUUAGCCACGAAACCAAGCAAGGCGGCGCCGAAUCCAGUCCAUGGUUCAUCUCGGACACCACCCCAUCUGCUACCUCACAACCAUCCACCAACUCGUCUUUGUCGUCGGUCCAACCCCGUGCUGGGUCGCCUGCACUAGUGGAGGCAAGUGCGAGGUGGAUUCCGCCCGAGGCUGCCGACGUCAGCGAGAGUCUGCCCGUGCACUUUGAGUCGUCGUUCAAGGCCGUGGACGAAGAGUUCGACGACGACGUGACAGACGACUUGACGAUGAGCGUGAGUAUCAAUGACACGGAAGAGGUCGAGUUGGAUCUCCAUUUGGAUGGAGACAUGCGGCUGGAGCUUAAUCGAUUGCUGGAGGAAGAGGACGACGACCCUGCUAUCCUCACAGAGGACGAAGAGGCGAGUCCCCGGCACAGCGUGCUCAGUCCGCCCGACUCGCCCACGUCCAACGAAAACUCGGCUCGGUGGUACAGCGACGGUAACUUUGGCAAUCCCGACCCGCCGGCGAUUUACUUGCACCACGUGGAAAUUCCCAUCGCUGGUGCGGCGGCCGCCCUGUCAUUUGGAGAAAAGGAGCUGGCGUCAGCGAUCCAAACGAUGACAAACGAGUGUCCCCAGAUGAAGACGCCUGUCAUGGUAAAAAGCAUCUUGCUGCGGGACUUCAACGUGGAAAUGCGGCUCUUUGGCGGCCAUGACUGGCAACCAUCGUCGUCGGCGGCGCCAACGGUCGCAGCAACGACCCCCGACAAAGCCUCGACGGAAGACAAGGCGGAGAAGAAGCAAAAGUUGCUCGACGCGUUGCUCGAAAAUUACGUGGACGAUUCUGACAAGCUCUUGAAAAAUAAACCCAAGUCACGACCGUCCAAGCACCGAAAAACGGAGGAAAUGCUCGAGCUGCGCCUGGCCAACAUCAAGCUGCGGCUGGACCUGUACGCCGAGGACACACCGCAACCGCUGGCGCAAAACACGGUGCUCCACGUCGGCGACGUCGAAAUUCUCGACUACAUCAGCACAUCUCAAAUCCGAAAGCUGCUCUGCUACUGGAAGAGCGACACGUUUCACCCCCGGGAAACAGGCACGCCGCUCAUUCACUUGCACCUUGUGACGGUGCGGUCGACCAUGUCGGCGGAAGAAGAGCAUCGCCUCAAGCUCAAGUUCCUUCCUUUGCGUAUCAACUUGGACCAGGACGUGUUGGAUUUUCUCAAGCAGUUUAGUCGGCCCACCAACAGCGAGAGUCCGCCAACCGACGACAGCGCGGCAUUCCCAAAGCCCGACUUGCCUGUCCCGCUGCACGCCCCCACCGUGAUUAGUGAAAAGCCGGAAAUGGCACCGGGAGCCGCGUCGUUUUUCUUUCAGAGUGUGGACAUUCGGUCGUUCAAGAUCAAGAUCGACUACCGCCCGCAGCGAGUGGAUUUUCAAGCGCUGCAAGCGGGCGACUACUUGGAAGUGAUCAAUUUGUUUGUGUUGGAAGGGAUGGAGCUGUCUCUACGGCAUAUCAAGUUGAGCGGUGUCAGCAACUGGGACGCGCUGAUCAAUCAAACGUUGGUGCAUUGGGUCCAAGACAUUUCCCGGUUCGUCGGGACUGAAACACUUGGACGAUGGACAGUCCCUGAUCGAUGUUAUCCAGGCAUCAAAUUCACAAGUGCUUGGCGAGUGUGGUGCCGAUGCGGUCGAUCUCAAACAUCGGGGCAGGGGCGGCAGACUUGAUUCUGCUCCCGAUGGCCCAGUACGGAAAGGACCGGCGCGUCAUUCGUGGUCUUCGAAAAGGUCCAUGCAAUGGUUGAUCAACCCGCCGAACGGAGCUCAUGCUUUCGUUUCAUCGCAGGCGCCACGAGCUUUUUGAAAAGCGUGACGAUUGAGACGCUGAACACGGCGUCCAAACUCGCGCGGGGCACGAAGUCGUUGCUAGAGACUGCAGACCACGUCAUGCAAGACUCGAAAAAGAAGAAGACCCAGUUCAACUCGCGCAAAGGCAACACCCACGCACGGUACUUGAUCAGUCAACCCGCAAAUGCCACGGAAGGGUGGAACCAAGCGUACGCGUCCAUGUCAAGGGAGUUGCAUGUGGUGGCCAAGACCAUCGUCGCCGUGCCUUUGCUCGAGUAUCAACGGACGGGAUCGCAUGGGUAUGUCAAGAGCGUGAUUCGAGCGGUGCCUGUGGCCGUCCUGCGGCCGAUGAUCGGCGCCACGGAAGCCGUGUCGAGGGCGUUGAUUGGUGUUCGAAAUGCCGUCGAUCCUGAGAUGAAGGAGGAUAUGGAAAACAAGUUUAAAGACAUGUCGUAAUGUACCGCGAGUGGCAUACGUGGAGAACGGCUGUGGACCAAUGUCAUUUCGUCAUCAUCAAGGUGGUGGACCGAAGAAGGCAGGCAAGGCACGUCCGCCAACAAGCCGUGGCAGGAUCGGUGCAUGUAGUCGAGUCCAACUGCAUGGCUGUGCAUCGUAUCCAAACAAGGGCCAUGAACUGCAUAUCCUGCUGAACCGGGGCACGGUCUUGCCUUCGCGCCACAUCCUUCGUGCCAUGAUUGAUGGACUUUGCCCUGUUGAUCGCACUUGACUUGAAACACUGCAUGCAGGACGAAACCAGCGUCAGAUUCCAAGAUGCAUAGAGUCGGUAUAAGAACGCUAGAUAAAAUCAGUACGAAUACAACAUACAAGAUGGAAGAAUGCAAAAAUCAUAUGCAACGUCCUCAAGCUUGCAAACAAAGGACCUCGAGA
This is a messenger RNA of Aphanomyces invadans, 6472 nucleotides long. RefSeq lists its product as hypothetical. Bases 158 to 5464 code for a protein of 1768 amino acids. Gene Ontology annotation, biological process: autophagosome assembly; piecemeal microautophagy of the nucleus; reticulophagy. Gene Ontology annotation, molecular function: phosphatidylinositol-3-phosphate binding. NCBI's taxonomy places the organism in Eukaryota, Oomycota, Saprolegniomycetes, Saprolegniales, Verrucalvaceae. The record is from RefSeq and is a predicted model, not a curated record. Gene Ontology annotation, cellular component: phagophore assembly site; extrinsic component of membrane. The transcript is spliced from 12 exons.